GAAAUAAACGUCUGCACAGAGAACGAUCAUUAACAUUGCCAAGAGUCCAAAAUCCCAGUUUCUGUCUCCAGUCUAACCGGAUCCCAUUACACCGCAGCCGCCCCAGUGCACAGACUGCCUGCUCUGCUGCCACCAUGGAGCUGCUGGGCCUGGUUUCCUGGCUUCUUCUGCUCCUCCUGACCCUGGUUGUUACCUGUUUUCUCCUGUACUGCGGAUAUAUCCAUCACCAACAUAUGAAGUACGAUCACAUCCCCGGACCCCCCAGAGAGAGCUUUCUCUUUGGACACAUGUCCGCAAUAUGGAAAGUGAUGAGGAAGAACCAAUUUGUCUAUGACUUGUUUUUUAACUGGGUUGAGACCUAUGGGCCGGUUAUACGAAUCAAUGCUCUACAUAAGGUUACGAUUUUGAGCGUGAGUCCUGAAUCUGUAAAGGAAGUUUUGAUGUCUCCAAAAUACAGAAAGGACUGGUUUUACGAUCAUCUGCACACUCUUUUCGGAGUGCGAUUAAUGGGAAAUGGCUUAGUGACGGAUCGGGAUAAUGACCAUUGGUACAAACAGAGGAGAAUUAUGGACCCAGCAUUCAGCAGAACAUACUUGAAAGGAUUACUGGGACCUUUCAAUGAGAAAGCAGAGGAGCUGAUGGAGAGAUUGGCAGAAGAAGCAGAUGGGAGAUCUCAUGUAGUGAUGCACACGAUGAUGAGUAGAGUCACCUUGGAUGUGAUUUCAAAGGUUGCCUUCGGAAUGGAAACAAACUCCUUGAAAGAUGAUGGGACACCACUUCCACGGGCCAUAUCACUGGUCAUGAGGGCUUUUGUGGAGAUAAGGGACCCCUUAAUCCGGUACUCAAGGGAAAAGCAGGCCUUCAUCAGAGAUGUCCAGGAAAGCACCAGGCUGCUCAGGAAGACAGGAAGAGAAUGCAUCGAGAGGCGGCAAAAGGCAAUUCAGGAUGGAGAGGAGAUUCCUGUGGAUAUCCUCACACAGAUACUGAAAGGAGCAGCCCUGGAGGGGGAUUGUGAUAUGGAGGAUUUACUGGACAACUUUGUUACAUUCUUUAUAGCAGGACAAGAAACGACGGCCAAUCAAUUAGCAUUUACCAUAAUGGAACUGGCGCGGAACCCAAAGAUACUAGAAAAGACCCAGGCAGAGGUGGAUGAAGUUAUUGGCGUCAAAAGAGACAUUGAGUACGACGAUCUCGGGAAGCUGCAGUAUCUGUCCCAGGUUCUAAAAGAGUCUCUAAGAUUAUACCCCACUGCUCCUGGGACUUCAAGAGAAAUAGAAGAAGAAACUAUCAUUGAAGGAUUCAGGAUUCCACCCAAAGUCAAUUUGAUGUUUAACUCGUACAUCAUGGGGAGGAUGCAGCAGUUUUAUCCAGAUCCACUUACCUUCAAUCCGGACAGAUUCCACCCUGAUGCUCCCAAGCCAUAUUAUUCAUACUUCCCCUUCUCUUUGGGACCACGUUCUUGCAUUGGUCAAGUCUUUGCGCAGAUGGAGGCAAAGGUCAUCAUGGCCAAGCUGCUGCAGAGAUUUCAGUUUGAGCUGGUGGAAGGACAGAGCUUCGGGAUCAUGGACACAGCCUCCCUGCGCCCCAAGGGCGGCGUGAUCUGCAGGCUAACAAUCAGAACCAACCCAGGAAAAGCAAAGAAAGUUGACUAAACAGCAUAAAGGGGAAGAAAGUCACUCUACUAUAUAAUUCCUGCCUUCAUGUACUCUCAGCCAUAUCAAGAAUAUGUCUACCUUUGCAUCCAGUUCCUUAGUAUUACUCCAGUUCAUCUAAAACUUUUUUUCAAAUGAUUUUGAUAAAAUAAAACUCCCUACCGUUUUGUGUAAGCUCCUCUGCAAGCUUAUGUGUCUCUAUGGUUACAGGUGACAAACAGUCCCUGUGUAGUCCAGUCCUGCAGUCGUACUCCCAUCUGUCCACUACUUGCUGAACCACCAAAACCUAUGGAGGGAAUGGAUGGAAGGAAGUCUGACUACAGGAUUUGUUUGUAGUCUGUUACCGUGGAAACAUGUCUACAUAGGCGAUGUAUAAACAAGACUAUUUACAGUGUUAAUUUCUUUUUUGUAGAUACAUUGGAGCAAUAAAAAUGGUUGUAAAAGUC
This is a messenger RNA of Bufo bufo (common toad), 2098 nucleotides long. RefSeq names its product cholesterol 24-hydroxylase-like. Lineage: Eukaryota; Metazoa; Chordata; Amphibia; Anura; Bufonidae. The transcript is spliced from 15 exons. Gene Ontology annotation, biological process: cholesterol catabolic process. Bases 135 to 1652 code for a protein of 505 amino acids. Gene Ontology annotation, molecular function: cholesterol 24-hydroxylase activity; iron ion binding; heme binding. The record is from RefSeq and is a predicted model, not a curated record.